Molecule: messenger RNA, 904 nt
Organism: Rhipicephalus sanguineus (brown dog tick)
Lineage: Eukaryota; Metazoa; Arthropoda; Arachnida; Ixodida; Ixodidae
Product: chorion peroxidase
Biological process (GO): response to oxidative stress
Molecular function (GO): peroxidase activity; heme binding
Source: RefSeq, a predicted model, not a curated record
GGCCACAUUGAUCUCGUCAAUGAGGAUGGUUCAGUGCACAAGAGAUUACCCCUGGCCACGCAAUUCUUCAAUCCGGCUGAGCUUACGGAACCAGGAAACAUCGACCGAUUCUACCGUGGUCUCAUCACCCAACCAUCCCAGAGCUACGACGGCUUCAUGAGCGAACAGCUGACCAACCACCUCUUUGAGCCUCCUGGCUUCCCUUUCGGAACCGAUUUGGCCGCCUUGAAUGUCCAGCGUGGUCGUGACCACGGCAUACCCAGCUACAACGACUGGCGCGAGUUCUGCGGUAUACCACGCAUCACCGACUUCUCACAGCUGGCCGACGUCAUGUCUCCGCAGGCAGCCCAAGCCUUCGCUCAAGUCUACAAGUUUCCUGACGAUAUCGACCUUUUCGCUGCCGGUGUAAACGAGCGCCCUGUGCCUGGUGCAGCGCUGGGCCCCAUAUUCGCCUGCACAAUAGCCGAGCAGUUCCGGAGAAUGAAGAAUGGCGACCGCUUCUGGUACGAAAACGGAGGUCUGGAAUCUUCACUCAACGAGGUGCAAAUUGAGGAAAUCCGCAAGGCAAGCCUGGCAAGAAUUAUCUGUGAUAAUUCCAACGUUAAGUUCGUCCAGCCGCUUGUGAUGAUCCGGGAAACCAGCUGGAAUCCCAAGGUCGACUGUGACGGUGAGGACAUUCCCCGGGUGGACUUGGACAAUUGGCAGAACGAACCAGUGUGGACGUAAAUCCAUAUAGGUGCACCCAGUUUUGACUUGCAGCUAUUCUUCGUCCCGUUCUCCUCCUCCGUUCUACAAAGAAGACAGUACAUACUCUACAUACUAUUGGAAGAUAUACUCUUGUUAUCACCCUAUGAAAAUAAAAUCCACGGAUGGGCGUUCAUUCCCCCUGCUCUAAAAUACACUC